AUGUCUGGCGUGGAAGGAGGAUCGGCUGCAGAAUAUCUGUCCGGUGCAGCCUUCCAGCCAUUAGAACGAGUGUCGAUCACAACCAAGAAGAAGGGCCUUUCGAGGCGCAGAAUACUGACUAUAACUCGUGGGAGGCCGCUCGGAAGGAGCUGGGAGUACCAGCUUGAGAACUCAACGGGAACAUUGUAUGAAGACGGAAAGUGGAUUCCUCAAGAAGAUCUUGGCAAAAGAGUAGGCAAUUCUCAGUCGGACCAAGUCUUCAAACCUGCGAAAAAGAUCGACAAGACUUCAACUUCGAGUCGGAGAUCUAUAUCGCCAAACAGCCUACUAUACUCAAUUGAUAUUGGCUCCUUAGCUGAUGGUUCCACGGAUGGAUCUUCCAAACUCAUUGUCACAGGACUGGCUUCUUUCCUGGUCUCCAAGAUUGAUGCUGGCGUGAUCAACGGUUAUCCGAUACAAUGGAUUGGACAGCUCAGGGUUGCGCCGCUACUGAAACAUUUUGCUCGCGAGUUGGACCAGGAAGGUGGUUUCCAGGAGCUCCCCUUUGAAUUUAUGAGCUUUGUGUCUGUCAGUUAUCUAUCAAUCGCCAACGCAUUCAUGGACCGCUUGAAGGCUGUACAUGUCAACUCAUCAGCUUCGAAACUCGAAGAAGAUUCCAAAUUGACGUUCCCUUCGGCUUUUCACCAGAAACAGAGAAAUGAGCCUAAGGAGCAACACAACAUCACUGGAAGUGAGGAGGAAGUCGAGUCUAAAGCUCCUGAAAGGCGCAAAGAAAAGGAGCAUAGUAAGCAUCCCACACAAGAGGACAAAUAUAGAGCGGAUGAUUAUGGGGAGACCAAGAACGAGGAGCAAGCGGAUAUUGCUGCAAAUGAAAACAACGAGGGAAAUGCAGAGCUUACAAGGGCGUCAAAGUAUCUGGAGUUCUUGGUACAUACAAACGCUUUCCAGUGGCUCUUGCUCGGGAUCAAAGAAGCCAUACUUUCAGUCCAUGAAGGAAUGCUGGUCAGAUACUACUCGGUCACCUACGUAGUCAACUGGGAUCCCAUCACCUUUCUCAGGACGCAGGGAUACCAAGAUACCCCAGGCCAGGCCAUGAUGCCAGCGGUAACCUUGACCGGAGACACUGUGGACGGGCAAGCCUUGACAUGUGCAGAAUAUCUCAAGCAAACCUGGCUCAACGAGUACGUUCUCGACGCGAUUUGUGCAACUGUGGAGAUGGAACCUGGCAAGCGACUUCGACACUACUCAAUGGAUGGCACAGAGAUUAUCAUAUCCAUGAGAAUGGGCAAUAUUUUUGCAACUGUUAGUGCAUCAAAUGAGGAGGCUGUGGUUGAAGUCGCGCAGCAAUUUGCAUGGAUAGCAUCCGCUCUUCGCACUUCCGCAUCUGACACCACGGCAUCCUUUUGCACCCCAUAUAUCCGUUUUCUCCGGGACCGUUAUCCCUACGGCACCAUACCGUCUUAUGAAAUCGACUUCGAGGUUGAGGCUAUGAAAGAGCCUCUCGAUCAUGUCAAUGGUCAGUGUUGGCAUAACUUAUUCAAGAACCCUGUUAUUGUUCGAGGCUUCCCAAUUCGGAUCAGAGAAAAGAUGGAAACAGGUCUCGAGCUACCGCUCAAUAUCAUGGCCGGCCUUGCGCAAGCACGGAGAGUCACCACAUUUGGUGACAGGCUCUUCAUCAAAGGAUUCUCGACAAUGCUGGUGCCGACACGCAAGGUUGGGGACCUGAUGACCUGGCAUCUGAUCUACAACUCAGACGGCUGGGCUUCUGUGGUCCGCAGUCAUAUCGGCGCCCCUGAAGCGAAUUAUGAUAUCCGAUGGUCUGGCCUUAAGGGACCUCACUCAAACUACGCCCUUGAGAAAGUCUCGAUCUCAGUAGGAAAAAUUGCCACGGUUGGGGGGACCUUCGCCAUUGGAAACAAAGACGUGCCUAUCCACCUCAAGAUGGAUGGGUCUUACGCUGAGCAGGUUGAGCACAUCUCCCACAACUUCGUGUUGCUGUGCGACGCGGGUGACGAGAGGGCUUGGCUUGCGGACGGUGCUAGCGCAUUACUACACCUUGUCAGAACCUCGCUGUUCCGGGACCGCACUGGGAGAAGGAGUUCCGAGUUCCUGUUCAAUCUUGGGGAUAUGAAAGACGCGGAGCAUAUUUCGCCCGCCCGAUAUGCCAUCAGUGUGCUCACAGACCGCCACAACAAAGCGUUGAAAUUGUUCCCGGACGGGGAAAAGGAAACGCAUGAGUGGGAAGCCACUGAUUACGGCAUGAUCAGCAGAGUGACAAAGAAAGAGCCGACCUACACACUUUUCCAGGACCGCGUUGAAUGCCAGAUGCAUAUUCUCGAGCAAAUACUGGAGCACCAGACCGGCGCCUCCGUACCAGGGAAACGACUCAGACUCACCCUUCGAAAGUACCUGGGAGGAUACGAUUUCAUGGAUGUGGCAACUUCUCUUAACCCGCUGUGCCCUCGGGUAAAACCGAUUGACGACGCUGGCAAAGGAUGGAUGGACUUUGUGAAAUCCAUACAAGCAGUAACGCUGUUUGCGCGCGGCUUCGGGGAGCUCGUUGAGCCGUUCGAGGGCUCGAAUACCCUUUGCAAGCACUGGAAGGAGGUGCCGACUGGAAAAUAUUACCUCGUGGUGUGCAUUUCGGAUCUUAAAGAAAUCCUCGAGCGGAGAGGAGACGAAUCAUCGAGUCAGGUCCGUUUGGUCGAUAACACGCUCUGGCACAAAUCGGACAAACUUUUCGAGCCUUGUCACUGCAAUGCUGGAUCACAGCAUUGCGACCGGGUCCAAGUCCUUCUGCCUGAGAGUAUACUCUCCCAAAAAUUCCGCCCCGCUCAGCAUCCCGGAGAUUGGAAGCAGCCAGGUGCCGUUCUGUUCGGCAGCCUCACGUACCGUUCGAUCCGGAGCAACAACGGCGAUCCUGAAGAAGUGGUCUCGAAGGGCAAAACGAUGCGUAACAGUGGUAUGGUAUCAAGUCUCAAAGCUCCUGCAUCGGCUACCAGAACAAACGGCAAAGAGCAUGAGAGGGUGGAUGACGGUGACGUCUACUGUGAAGUCUCAGGUGGAAUAGCUGAGGUAAAAACUGUAUGA
Messenger RNA from Diplodia corticola, 3090 nucleotides. RefSeq names its product pfs domain protein. The coding region runs from base 1 to 3090 and encodes 1029 amino acids. The transcript is spliced from 7 exons. The record is from RefSeq and is a predicted model, not a curated record. NCBI's taxonomy places the organism in Eukaryota, Fungi, Ascomycota, Dothideomycetes, Botryosphaeriales, Botryosphaeriaceae.